Molecule: messenger RNA, 1335 nt
Organism: Pelobates fuscus (common spadefoot toad)
Lineage: Eukaryota; Metazoa; Chordata; Amphibia; Anura; Pelobatidae
Gene: BRF2
Product: BRF2 RNA polymerase III transcription initiation factor subunit
Exons: 4
Coding region: 72-1265 (397 amino acids)
Biological process (GO): transcription preinitiation complex assembly; DNA-templated transcription initiation
Cellular component (GO): nucleus; transcription preinitiation complex
Molecular function (GO): TBP-class protein binding
Source: RefSeq, a predicted model, not a curated record
ACGUAGUAAUUGGGAGACGCUGUUGAUUUUAGUUGUGUGUGUAUACUGAGAGGUAACGGUAAGUUUUGGCUAUGUCGGGCCCCAGGCAGUGCCCUGACUGUGGCUCCUGUGAUGUUGUGGAGGAUGCUCACUACUCCCAGGACCAGCUGGUGUGCACUGCCUGCGGCUUUAUAUUGACAGAGGGACUGCUGACAACAACCCAGGCAGAGGAGGGCUUUCAGCAAGCGGUGAAGUUUUCUGAAAGUACCGGAGAGCGUGAAUCAACAAGCAAGUGCAAACUUCGAGGCAUAAAGCGAGUAAGGGAUGUUUGCAGAGUUCUGAGACUGCCAGACAGCUUUACAGACACUGCAGUGUCUUACUAUGAACAGGCCUUCAACCAUCCCAACUAUCACUUUAUCACUACGCAGAAAAAGGAAGCCGUGAUGGGAUGUUGCGUUUACAUUACUUGCAGACAGCACCAGUGGCCUCUUACCAUGGCAACCAUUUGCACUUUGCUAUACACCAAGAAAGAAAUAUUUGCAAGCAUUUACCCUGAUGUUGUUCAAACGCUGAAACUGAAUGUACCAUUGCUCAGCCUCUGUGAUCUUGUGAAAAGUCAUUGCACGAGUUUCAAGCUAUUUCAAAACUCCUCUUCGGCCCCUACAGGAUAUGUAGAAGAUCUCAAUAAGGUCUUAGAGAGGGCUCUGCAAACAGUGGAAUUGGCCAGUGAGACAUGGCUAGUUACUGGACGUCACCCUAUACCUAUCGUUACAGCAGCUGCCUAUGUUUCCUGGCAGUCUUUGCAACCAUCCACGCGUUUGUCAUGUACAUUUGUCCGCUUCUGUAAAUUAUCUGAUGUGGACUUGCCACCUCCGUCAAAGAAGAGACUAAAAGAAUUUCAUGAAAUCUUCCUUAAGUUGGCCAACCAGCUUCCCUGGCUGAAAAUGCUUUCCCUAAAUAAGAACACUGUAGUGCGCCACCUAGGUGACAUCCUGAAGCACCGUGCGUACCUUCUGAGACAGGCGCUAGCAGCCACAGAGACUGUCAAUAUGUCCACAGAUUCUGAAACUCAUUCCACCACUGGGAAGGCAAGCCGAUCAACUCAGUUUCUUCCACCAUGUAUCACUAACCCUCAGAAAAGAAGCUACCGAAUGGCAUUCCCACCGGGCCCUCAGAAUCUUACAGGGGAAGAGGAUAUCUCUGAUAGCGAGAUUGAGCAAUACUUAAGGACACCAAGUGAAAUUGAGGAAUUUAAACAUGCCCUGGCUCAGGUACCUAGUGUUUAAUAUGAUGCAUGGUAAAAAAAAAAAUUGAGUGUCGAUGGCCAUAUUUUUACCUCCAUUCCGGAAUAUCUCA